Messenger RNA from Trypanosoma grayi, 2220 nucleotides. RefSeq lists its product as hypothetical. The record is from RefSeq and is a predicted model, not a curated record. Bases 1 to 2220 code for a protein of 739 amino acids. The transcript has a single exon. NCBI's taxonomy places the organism in Eukaryota, Euglenozoa, Kinetoplastea, Trypanosomatida, Trypanosomatidae.
AUGUGCGGAGCUGUGCGCCGCGUUGUGGCGUCGUAUGUGCGGCGCUGCGGUGGUGGUGUGCGCCUGCCUGCCGCUGCGGGGGCUCUGCUGCUGACGUGCCGCCGCGUGCACGAGCGGCCGUUUCUGGAGCUCCCGCCGGACGUGACGCAGUCGGAGGCGUACGAAGUGGCACGCGACGCGCUGCUGCAGCUCAACGUGAUGGUGCGCCGCGGCAUUGAGCCGGAUGCACUCAUGUACACGUCUCUCAUCGCGACCAUGGGCCGGGCGAAACUCGAGUGGCAGGNCGUCCGCCCGCUGCCCGAGACGUACGUCGCGCUGCACGACGCCACUUCCCCGACGCGACGACGUCUGCGAGAUGAUCUGCAGAUGAAAAUUGAGGAGUCGCUCGAAUCAUUUCCGGACGAACUCGCCGAGGCAGAGUUGGCGCGGCAGCACCAGCAGGACAUCCUGUGCGUACAGAGGUUUGAGGAGUAUAUGAAGGGCGUGCUGCCGCCCCCAGAGCAGGUUGAAGUGGCAGUAAGCCGCAGCAGCGGCAGCAUCGACGCACAGCAAAAGGGCAGAAGCACCGCCACUGCCGGCGCAGCAGAGGAGCCCAUUGCGACGAUGCACAUCCGCAACCCGACCGAUGUGUGGAGCACCGCGCGCAUGAUGGAGCAGCAGCAGGGACGGGGUGCGUGGCGUGCGAGUGGUGAGUCUGCCGAGUCUCUGGCCGACCAGCUGCAUCGACUCCACGAGGAAGAGCUGCGUAUUUACCUUGCCGCGCAGCGGCAGCUGCGUCAUGGCAGCAAAGACGAGUUGGUGCGGCGCGUGCUCGACACCGUCACCGAACAAAGUAUUCGCGAGAUGUUGGCGCGGCGUAAGCACUACUUCGGCUCCGUCGCCCAGAUCUUAGAAAACGACCUCAACGCACUUCGUCAAGCGGGCGAAAGUGGCGUAAGCAACAGCAGCAACGGUCACAAGAGAAGUGGCGCCGAGACGCAUCCUCGUGCGCCCGCGGCGGACCGCACGCUAACGACGGCAGAGAAGGAAACCGUCGCAGCGGAGGUGCUGCACACGCCGUGGGGCAUUUUGCGGAAGCCGAUGAAGCGGCAGCCGGACGCUGCGGCUCCGCGUGACGCAGAGCGACUCGAGCGCGUCAACCUCACCAUGGACGAGCUGCAGUUGGUGCGUAGCAAAGGCGAGACGGGUGACCUCGAUGAGUUGCCGGAGAGUCUCCUGCGCCGCUACGCAUCCGAGUUCAACUUGUCUUGGCGGCGCAAGCACCCGCUCUCGCUGCUGGAGGCGGUGCAGUGGCACUGCACUACCUUCCUACCGGAGCGGCUCGAUGGGAAGGUAGUGGUGCGGCCCACCGCGGCGCUGCGGCGGCAGCAGGAAGACGAGGGCGUGCAGAAGACACUGGAGAACUACGAGGCGUUCCGCAUUAUCUCACAGCGCACGAAUAAUCUACAGGUGGUGGAUAAGAGGGAGAUUAACCUGCACCUCAAGCGAGUGCAGCGGGAUGCACGGCAGAAGGAGUGCCGCGCGGAAGAGACACUGCGACGGGAGCGGCAUCUGCUGGACGCGGCCACGCUAGCGGCGUCUGCGAAGUCGUAUAGGCCACCGGAUGAACCGUUGCCAGCGGCGUCGCACGUGCUCGGUGUGAAUGGGGAUAACAGCAGCAGCAGCAGCAAUAACAACGGCGAGCAGAUUCCCCCAUUAGGAGACACGGAUGAUGCCAGCGCGACGUUGCAGCAGAAGCAGGAGGAGGAGAGUGGUGAACUUCCGCCGUGGGCGGUUUUCGCCGGUGAGGAGGAGUUUGACAUUUCCACUGGCCGCUUUGGCGACCCGGACAUGGGUCGCUACCAAGAGCUCAGCGACGGGCGAUUCAAGGUGCUGCCGUCGCGCGAGGCGCAGCGCAAGUGGGACGUGGACCGCCAGCUCCUCCCCGGCCCCCUCCAGGACGAGCUGAACCGCGCGGAGCUGCAGCAGCAGCUGCAGAAGGAGCGCGUGGAGACGGAGUACGGGCGUAGGCUCCAGUACAAGCGUUACCGCAAGUGGGACGCAUUCCUGCGCAAGGCACAGGAGAAGCGGCAGAAGGAGAAGGUAGCUGCGGCAGAGGACGACAACGACGCCGUGCAACCGCUACCACCUAAAAGGCGUCUUGCGUAUCUGCUGCGUAAAGGGCACGACAAGGCGCCGGUUGAAGAGGCCGUGAAGGCCAAGUACACCAAGAGCCUGUAG